Messenger RNA from Trypanosoma theileri, 2469 nucleotides. RefSeq lists its product as uncharacterized. The record is from RefSeq and is a predicted model, not a curated record. The transcript has a single exon. The coding region runs from base 1 to 2469 and encodes 822 amino acids. Lineage: Eukaryota; Euglenozoa; Kinetoplastea; Trypanosomatida; Trypanosomatidae.
AUGGGGUGUUUGCCAAGCAGGGAAUUCCACGAGAGUCCACAGUCUCUUCAGUACAUCCGCACAGACUCGCUGGUGUUUAUUCGUCUUCCUCUCACCCCGCACUUCUUUCCAACUCCACAGUCCCUCGCCUUUCAACAACUGUUUGCCUGCCGGGCAGCACAAUCGGCAAAGUACGGAUUUGAUAUUCUGGACCCACACCGCAAGUGUUGUGGCCAUGCAGAAAUAACAAUAAUAAAAGAAAAAGAAAAAGAAAUAUCAGGAAUAUUUACUCAGGAUUCACAAAAGUCAUAUUGUAAGCGAUGUGAUAAGGAAAAGGAAUUCAAUUUAAAAACGAAUCGUGACUGUCAUAAUAAUAAAUACGAUGAUGAUGAUGAAGAGGAAGAGGAUUGGGAUGGUGUUUGUGAAGAAGAAUUGGAAAUGAAUCCAUCCGCUAUCUAUCGUGAGAAGAAAGAUUAUCUUAUACCCACAAGUAAUGAGCAUGAUAACAGUACAGUUUACUUAACUGAUGAUGGAAUAGAAAAGGAAGAAAAUAAACAUAAUGAGGAACACAUACAUCACUGCUAUUGUAGAAGCCCAGAGGAACUGUAUAGAGUACUAAUCACUCAGGGUACUGUUCCUGCAAUAACUGAAACAAAUGCGGAGAUGCGAGCUUUAUAUGAUAAGGAACUCGCAUGGCGUAGUGCACGAGAAAUAAUUCGAAACUAUCGACAACAACAACAACAACAACAAGAACAAGAAGAAGAAGAACAAAAUGAAGAGAAAAAGAAAAAUAAACGGGAAACUGAUAUUCCUGCUGCUGUUCGCGCUGCAGAGAAGGUUUUACCACCUCAAAGGUUUUUAUGGCCUCUUCCUACUGCAGUACUUAACGUUCUAACACCUACUGACAACACCUACCAAACACCACCAGAUGAUAUUAUCAGAAAUACUCUACCCUGUGAUGGGAAAUUACACUUAAUGGAAUACAACAGUACACUCUUCCUUGUUGCUUGUUCAAAUACUGAAGUUGAUACAUAUAUUGUAUCCCCUAUCGCAGUUCGUGUUGUGGGAUGUGACUCUUUAAUUCCCGCCGUGUGUCGAGGAACACCGUGGUUACGUAAACUUAAUGCUACUCCUAAUAUUAUUAAUUAUAAUGAUUAUAAUGAUUAUAAUAAUAGUGAUGAUAAUAAUAAUGAUGAUGAUGUGGAUUUAGAAGAAGAUAGGUAUAAUGAAGAACUUCCACCGUUUCAGCGACCUCCGGUGUUGUGUGCUUGUCUCUUUUGUGGAGUGGAUGUUUGCUGUAAAGCCAUUAGUCGUGCACAACUUGCAGGAUAUGGACAUUACGCUUUGCAUUCAAAGAUGACAGGUAUGUCUGGGUUAAUUGUGCGACCGGUUUGGCAUUUGGGAAUUGCCUCCAAUGUGCCAUUAUUGCGAUUAACCGCAGAGCUGCGGGGUCUCCUGCAGGGUGUGAAUUUUUCUACUUAUUCUUCUGUGGUUACGAGUAUUCGUGGAAAACGAAUCUUAUUGCGUUUUCAGGAAAAGGCAGUGAUGGCGGUGUGUGAAGUGUGUGCACGAUCCGAUAACUUUGCGAAAGAAUUGCACUGUCAUCACAUGCAGCAGCAGCAGCAGCAGGGACAAAAGGAAGAGGAAAAAGAAGAAAAGCUGAUGGAAACAUCUAUAUUUUAUGAUUACGGAGGGCGUAUUGGGGUACAUUCAAAGACUGGUGAGUUGUGUGUUACGACACAUAUACGUAAUUCUCUCCAUAUGCUGGAAGAUGCUAGUUUCAAUGAAGAAAAGGAAGAAAAAGAAGAAAUGGGGGAAAGGAAGUUAAGGGGAAAAAGGGUAGGGAAAGAAAAUGGAAAGAGAAAGACAUGUUGUUGCAAAACAGAGUUAGUGUUCGUUGUGACUAUUCCUUGGAAAACUGCGAAGGGUCCAUCAUCGCAAAGGACUAUUACACCAACUGUUGCAGCAACAGAGGAUGAAAAAAGAAAGAAAGUAAAAUAUUCCUUUUCUGAUGGGGACCUUAUAGUGUACAAUCGUACUCGUGAAGAAUGGGAAUUGUUACCGCCGUCUCUUGUGCAAUUAGAGCAUGUGUUGUUGUUUUGGGUUAGAAAGACUCUUGACAAGAAUGUAUUUAGCCGUUCUGAUAGUGGGUGGCUGCGUAGGCGACAACCAAAUCAGCAGAUCGUUGAAGAAGGUCGAUUUCAUAUUUGGAGUUUUAUUCAUGAUGGUGUCCCUUAUUUUUUCGGUAUCAUGCCAAAGUUUGCCAAAGAGCGUCGUAAGAGAGAAUUAUCAUUGCUACGCAAAACGCAGCUGGAGAGAAAACAGAUAGAGCAAGAACCUCAACAACAAGAUAACACGGACAAUACCCAGAGUCUGCAGCAGGAACACUCACCUAAAAGAACAAUGGGACAAACUAAAAGAUAUGGUGAUGCGGCAAACUAUUUUCGUAACGGCUGUUUUAUGUGGAAUCCAUACGGAAGACAAAGAUGA